UGUGGACAGGCUUCAGGCUCCCUAUCCUCAGCCGCGUUAAGAUGCAGAACGCAGCCGAGCUAUCGCUGUCAGUCACAAGACAGCUUCCUUCACCUUCCCCAGGGGCGCGUUUACCUCCCUUCUGUUUUUAAACUUCCCUAGUUUACCGCUCAAGUGAAGAUCUUAAAAGGAGGUCUGGAUUCACCACCACCACCACCCCCAUCCACACCGUGGCCCCUUCUCUCCACGUAACUUUGACGCACAAACAUUAACCCUGAGGCUCCCGGAGAUGGCUGCCAGGGCUCACGCUGGUCUGGCUGCAGUGCUUGUCUGGCCAGUCUCUUGCUCUGGAGUCAGAUAAAUUGAUCAUGAGGAAAGUCUCUGAGAAGGGUCAAGAGAGCCAAGCAGAUUCCGCCUUAGCAUCCUCAGAAGCUUCAACUCUGGAGGCAAUGGGUCGAAAGGAAGAAGAUGACUGCAGUUCCUGGAAGAAACAGACCACCAACAUCCGGAAAACCUUCAUUUUUAUGGAAGUGCUGGGAUCAGGAGCUUUCUCAGAAGUUUUCCUGGUGAAGCAAAGACUGACUGGGAAGCUCUUUGCUCUGAAGUGCAUCAAGAAGUCACCUGCCUUCCGGGACAGCAGCCUGGAGAAUGAGAUUGCUGUGUUGAAAAAGAUCAAGCAUGAAAACAUUGUGACCCUGGAGGACAUCUAUGAGAGCACCACCCACUACUACCUGGUCAUGCAGCUUGUUUCCGGUGGGGAGCUCUUUGACCGGAUCCUGGAGCGGGGUGUCUACACAGAGAAAGAUGCCAGUCUGGUGAUCCAGCAGGUCUUGUCGGCAGUGAAAUACCUCCAUGAGAAUGGCAUCGUCCACAGAGACUUAAAGCCCGAAAACCUGCUGUACCUUACCCCUGAAGAGAACUCUAAGAUCAUGAUCACUGACUUUGGUCUGUCCAAGAUGGAACAGAAUGGCAUCAUGUCCACUGCCUGUGGGACCCCAGGCUACGUGGCUCCAGAAGUGCUGGCCCAGAAACCCUACAGCAAGGCUGUGGAUUGCUGGUCCAUCGGCGUCAUCACCUACAUAUUGCUCUGUGGAUACCCCCCAUUCUAUGAAGAAACGGAGUCUAAGCUUUUCGAGAAGAUCAAGGAGGGCUAUUACGAGUUUGAGUCUCCAUUCUGGGAUGACAUUUCUGAGUCAGCCAAGGACUUUAUUUGCCACUUGCUUGAGAAGGAUCCGAAUGAGCGGUACACCUGUGAGAAGGCCUUGAGUCAUCCCUGGAUUGACGGAAACACAGCCCUCCACCGGGACAUCUACCCAUCAGUCAGCCUCCAGAUCCAGAAGAACUUUGCUAAGAGCAAGUGGAGGCAAGCCUUCAACGCAGCAGCUGUGGUGCACCACAUGAGGAAGCUACACAUGAACCUGCACAGCCCGGGCGUCCGCCCGGAAGUGGAGAACAGGCCGCCUGAAACUCAAGCCUCAGAAACCUCUAGACCCAGCUCCCCUGAGAUCACCAUCACCGAGGCACCUGUCCUGGACCACAGCGUAGCACUCCCUGCCCUGACCCAAUUACCCUGCCAGCAUGGCCGCCGGCCCACUGCCCCUGGUGGCAGGUCCCUCAACUGCCUGGUCAAUGGCUCCCUCCACAUCAGCAGCAGCCUGGUGCCCAUGCAUCAGGGGUCCCUGGCCGCCGGGCCCUGUGGCUGCUGCUCCAGCUGCCUGAACAUUGGGAGCAAAGGAAAGUCCUCCUACUGCUCUGAGCCCACACUCCUCAAAAAGGCCAACAAAAAACAGAACUUCAAGUCGGAGGUCAUGGUACCAGUUAAAGCCAGUGGCAGCUCCCAUUGCCGGGCAGGGCAGACUGGAGUCUGUCUCAUUAUGUGAUUCCUGGAGGCUGUGCCUGUGUCACUGCAAUUUUCAGGAGACAUAUUCAACUCCUCUGCUCUUCCAAACCUGGUGUCUAUCCGGCAGAGGGAGGAAGGCAGAGCAAGUGGAGCAGGGCCUAGCAGGAGCGGUUUCUGGCCAGAAGCACCAGCCUGCUGCCAGCGGGGCAGCCCCUCACAGGAGGCCCAGGAGGGGGCCCCAAGGCGUAGAAGCCUUGUUGAAGCUGUGAGCAAGAGAAGCGGUGCCCACCAGCUUCCAGGUCUCCCUGACCUGCCGGCUCUAUGCCCCACACCCUACGUGCCGUGGCUCUGUGCAGUGUACGUAGAUAGCUCUCGCCUGGGUCUGUGCUGUUUGUCGUGAAAAGCUUAAUGGGCUGGCCAGGCUGUGUCACCUUCUCCAAGCAAAGCCAUAUGGAGCAUCUACCCAGACUCCCACUCUGCACACACUCACUCCCACCUCUCAAGCCUCCAACCUCUUGGCCAGAUUGGGCUCAUUAAUGUCGUUGCCUGCCCAUCUGCAUGAAUAACAGGCAGCUCCCCAUGGUGGUCUGCCUGUGAGCUCUUCCAGUUCUAAUCCUUAACUCCAGGAUUAGCUCCCAAGUGUGCUGAGACCCAGCCAGCACACUUCUGGCCCUUCUCCCUGCCUCAAUCUAAAAGCAGUGCCACACCCUCCAAAGUGGAAUAGAAAGAAGUUCAUGAGUAAGGGCUGCAAGGAAUUCUUAUCCUGGCCACAUGCCCUCCGUGCACACACCCAGUGGAGUUAACCUUGGAAGUUGACUAUUUUAAUGUCUGCCAGGAGUUCUAAUCCUGCCUCUGUUCCCUUUUCUCUCCUUGAAAGUCCAGCACACCAUUCUUGUCCUUCCCCAGUUUCCUCGCCCUCCACCCCUCCAGCUUCACGCUCAGUGUUGUGCUUAAUAAAAUGGACAUAUUUUUCUCUA
This is a messenger RNA of Gorilla gorilla gorilla (western lowland gorilla), 2796 nucleotides long. RefSeq names its product calcium/calmodulin dependent protein kinase IG (gene CAMK1G). Bases 348 to 1859 code for a protein of 503 amino acids. NCBI's taxonomy places the organism in Eukaryota, Metazoa, Chordata, Mammalia, Primates, Hominidae. The record is from RefSeq and is a predicted model, not a curated record. The transcript has 13 exons. Gene Ontology annotation, molecular function: ATP binding; protein kinase activity. Gene Ontology annotation, biological process: protein phosphorylation.